Molecule: messenger RNA, 1296 nt
Organism: Carassius carassius (crucian carp)
Lineage: Eukaryota; Metazoa; Chordata; Actinopteri; Cypriniformes; Cyprinidae
Product: transmembrane protein 51-like
Exons: 3
Coding region: 322-1083 (253 amino acids)
Source: RefSeq, a predicted model, not a curated record
GGGACAGGAGCCCGAACAGGUCUGUUAAAGGGUUAAUUCUGGCCUGCAGGGACAGGAAGAUGUUCACUUUUGUGAAACUGAAGGCCAAACCGCUUUAAGAAAUUCAAGUUGAGUAUCUAAAGGAAUGCAGCGGUGUAGCAUCAUUGGAUUAAAAGUGGUUUCCUCCAGCAUUUAAAUGGGGUUGGUCUCCUAAACAAAAGGAAGGGGAUUUUUCUCGAGGGGGUCGGUACUCCAGAAAAGACAGGAAAAAUGAGAUAAGGUUUUUAGGCAUUUCAACAGGCACAGGACGACAAACAACAUAUCCAGAGGAGAUCUGAGUCCAUGGUAAGGUUUGGAAGCAUGUCUUACAGCGACCCGACUCCACCCAGCCCCAGCAGGACCAGCAGCAGUAACUCUGGGGCGCAGUGUGCUACUGCUGCGCUGGGCUUGGGCCUCAUCGCUCUGGGGAUAGUCAUGAUUAUGUGGAGCGUGGUGCCGCCAGGGUCUGGAGGGAACAGCUCCAGACCCAGCAUGGAUAAAAGUCAAGUUCGGGAGGCCUCGUCCGUGGCGUUCGUCCUAGUAGGGGGAGGAGUGGCGCUUCUGCUGCUGUCUGUGUGUCUGAGUGUACGGAAGAAACAGAGGGCGGCCCGGGGACAAGAAGCCAGCAGUACACCUGCUAACACACAGGAGGAGGGGGCUAUGAUGGAACAACUAGCUCAAAACUACACUGUACCCACUUACGAGGAGGUGGUAAUGAGUGGCCAGUAUCCCAUCAGUCAGUCCUCAGAGCGACACAACAGCAUCACCCAGCUGCCAGCCUAUGAGGAGCUAGAGGAAGAUCAGCACACUGUGGAAGAUGGAUUCAGCCCAGCACGCAGACCUUCAUCCCAAAUCGACCCCAGGACUGGAGCGGGUGGCCGAAGAAACAGCCGGCCUGGGCGCAAGCUGAUUCCCCUUAAAAUUAGGCGCAUAAAAUCUGAUAACCUGAGGAGGAAAAGCUUAAGCGAUAUCCAGCAGACUAACGUGUUCUCCAUCGAACCCCUCACGCCUCCUCCACAGUAUGAUGAAAAGCUCCCUCCAGUUCCUACAAACGCACACCAGUGAGGAAUGCUGGAGGUUUAUGCUAACUCUGCAGUGUGAUGAAGUGUGACUACUUCUUUUACAAGUUACUACUGUACUGAACUUCAUAUUACUCCUCUGGAAUGGAUGUGCCACUAUCAGCAGCACAGAGGAGGCAGUAGUAUGGAAAGGGGAGAGCCGUCGUUAUGUCUUCCUGUGUUUCCUGAAUAUAUCUGUAGCAAAAAAAAAAAAAGAAAU